Messenger RNA from Ictalurus punctatus (channel catfish), 13856 nucleotides. RefSeq names its product transcription factor HIVEP3 (gene hivep3b). Lineage: Eukaryota; Metazoa; Chordata; Actinopteri; Siluriformes; Ictaluridae. The coding region runs from base 7107 to 12788 and encodes 1893 amino acids. The record is from RefSeq and is a predicted model, not a curated record. Gene Ontology annotation, biological process: regulation of transcription by RNA polymerase II. Gene Ontology annotation, molecular function: DNA-binding transcription factor activity, RNA polymerase II-specific; RNA polymerase II cis-regulatory region sequence-specific DNA binding. The transcript has 10 exons. Gene Ontology annotation, cellular component: nucleus.
CGUCUCGUGCGGGGAGGUGAGGCGCGGCGCAGCGCGGCGCGAACUUGUUUUGCGUGGCUUGAGAGUGAGUGAGUGAGUGAGUGUUGUGCUGCGCGGCUGAAUGUCGGGAUUGCGCUUCCCGUUUGACAAGGAGGAGGAGAAAGAAGGAACAGCCGACACAGACAGACACACAGACAGACAGAGAGAAGCAGAAGUACUCACAGGUCGUAUGACAGGGAUGCGGAGCUCUGGACUCGGCUUCUUGACGGAAUAAAUAAAAGCGCGCGCCAGUGAGGACAGCAGUGACAGCCUGCUAAUAUAUCAACACGGAGAGCAUGGCGUGAGCUGUUAGGAGGAAGAGGAUGGAUGAGUGAGGCAAGGACAAGCGUCUGAAGUACAGUAUAAGGCCAUGCUGAAUGAGGCUGACCUACCUCAGCCUCCAUCAGUUUAAAGUUCACCUACUGUAUGUUUGCCUGUCUCAACGGGCUAUGCGUGAAGAUGUUACAUGGCUGCUAACUCCUGCUUUGAUUAAUUGGCACGUGUGCUGAGGAAGAACCAUUCCUCACUCGCAUUAAACCCAUUCACUGGCCACUGACACUCUGCCAGAGCUCUGCUUUCCAUUUAACACUGGCAAGCUUAUGUGCAUUAUAAUUAUAGUAUUAUACAGCAUAAGCUUGAUAAAUGCAAGCUUGUUUUUAUUUAAAUCUCAUUAUUCAUUUUUGGAGCAAACAUUAAUGGUUGUCUCACCUUGCUAUGAUUUAACAUCUCACCUCGCUACGAAUUUCAACAGCUCUAAAACAAAGUGAUGUUGUUGAAAUAUGAUUGUGCCUGUUUUUUGUUUUUUUUUAAACCAUGGCGUAAGAACUGAAGGCAGCUGCUAUGUGUUAUGUGUAUUUUAUCGCUAGUCUCUCACCUUCCUCAUGUUGGCAUCCUGACUGAGAACACGCUCUUUACUGCUACAGCCAGUAAAGAAGUGUGUUCAUAAUACUGUGUUUCUGUGCAUAAUGACAUGAAUAAUAUGUUGUUCUGUUAUUUUGCCAUCAAUCCAUAUAUCCUUCAUGUCCUUCUUCAGCUCUAGAUCAGAGGCUUUUACCUCUAAAUAUCCACUUGCCUUAGCAACUGCUACAGGUCUCAAAGUCAUUGUCUGUGUCUGUGAUCACAGAGAUCGGUUAAUCAUUAGCUAUACCAUUGCACCUCGGCAUGCCAACGUCAGCGCUGCCACGAUCACAUUUCAACCACACACUCUUAAUUGCAUGCUUUUUCAUAUCAUGGUUAGACAUUGUGCAAGUCUCACCACAGUUUGGUUAGUGUAAGACUAAAUUCAUCACGUUGAUACCAGAAGCACCUCACCUGAAGCAAAGGUUCAAGUCACACAUAAGGAGGAGGAAGGAAUGGUUUUAACUUUUGUUGUAUUGGCAGUUGGCAGGAUUCUUCUUCAGGGCUCUUAUUGUUAGUCUUGAGCUUCAGUAUCCUGUGUAGUGCCUUCAUUGCCAGAGCUUGUAUUAUGAGGUAAGUACAAUGCUGUGUGGAUUAGCUCUCAAGUCUAUUUGGCAUUGUUUAACCUGUUAGAUGCAGGUCCAAUCUCAAUUUCAAAUACUACCCUGGCUACCAUAAUGACACAGUGAUGCAGCAUGUAGCGUUGCCUCCACAGAGCUCUAGGGUCCUAGGUUAUUUGUUCUCCUUGUGGGAUUUCUCCAGGUUCUCUGGUUUCCUCCCAUAUCCCAGAAACAUGUAGGUACAUUAUAUAGCCAAAAGUAUAUGGACACCUAACCGUUAUACCCAUACGUGCUUGUUGAACAUCCUGUUCCAAGUUGGUUCCCCCUUUACUGCCAUAACAGUCUCCACUCUUUUACAAAGGCUUUCCGCUAUAUUUCGGAAUGUGGCUAUGUGAAUUUCCAAUUCUGCUACAUGAGCAUUAGUGAGGAUGUUGGAUGCGAAGGCCUGGUGUUCCAGUUCAUCUUUAAGUGGGGUUGAGGUCAGGGCUCUGUGCAGGCCACUCGAGUUCUUCCACUCCAAGCUUGGCAGGCCAUGUCUUCAUGGAGCUCUCUUUGUGCAAAGGCGCAUUGUCAUGCUGGAACGAGUUUGGGUCCCUUUAUUCCAGUGAAAGGAAUUCUUAAUUCUACAGUAUACAAAGAUAUUCUAGACAAUUGCAUGCUUCCAACACUGUGGUUUAGGGAAGAGUUUAGGGAACAGUUUAGGGAAGAACCACACAUUGGUCUAAUGGUCAGGUGUUCACAUACUUUUGGCCAUAAUGUGUAGGUGGAUUGACUACGCUAAAGUGAAAAUGUUUCCAUGUAACAGCAGGAAAAUCCAUGGGGGAAAAUCAUAUUCCACUCAGCUGUUUUGCCAUUUUCAGUGGCUGUUACAGCUAAAGCUGUACAUAAAAAAAAAGAUAAUAUAACUUGCACAACACAACGGAAGGGAGAUAAACAUGCAUAAAGAUCGUACAAAGUGAUACUAAUUAUUACACAUCUUUUGCAUUUGUAAAUUAUCCCACUUUAUUUUUUAUUUUUUUUAAAUGACAUGGGUAAAUAAAUUUGAGCUGGCCACAAAACCUAUCCAGCCAUGAUAAUGGUUUACCAAACUUUCCAUGCUAACUGAAAGCAGAUUUGUGCACAUUUAAUUGUUGCUGGUAGCUGUUCUUAUUUAGUCCUGAUAAUGUACACACAUGCUCACACACUCACACUUGGAACAUCCCUUGGCCAUUGUUUGUAGCGUGACUGUGUACACAUGGGCUACAGAAUCCCAGGGACAGAAGAAAGCAUAGGCUUACACAAUCUUUUCAUGUCAUUAGUUAUUUCUCCUGUUCUUUAAAACACCGGGGAAUAAUUGAGUACCUGCACCCAGGAGGAAAAGCAUGCAGAGACCUAUAAAUAUAACCUCCACAACCACACACACACACACACACACACACACACACACAGACUACAUCCUCACUUACUCAGUCAGUCUCUUUUGAUUCUUGAAUAUUCCAUUGUUGGCAUAACAAGAAAUAUGAUGCGUCUAAGAAACAUGACCUUGAUGUUAAGAUUAGUGCUUAGCAUGGGGUUUAACAUGAAGCCCUGAAUCUAUGCACGAGCUUGUAUAAUCACUGUGUUUCCAUACUGUUUUCAUAACAUACCAACACACACCCUGUGGCUGAACGAACGAUAUUCAUAAUACUGUCACUUCUUAUCUAAAGGAAAGCUCUGUGUCAUGACUGCAUAGUCCUUAAGACUAAGUUUGUUUAAAGCAGUAACAUUUCAGGCCAAGUGGUAUAAUUUUGUAAUUUCUAACUUAAAAAGCUCCUCAGCAAAAUACCUUCUUGUAGCUUUUGUUGUCAUCAUAUUUGUCCAUGGAUAAAGCGUUUAUUUUGUGUCUCCUGUUCUCCGUAAUUGUGUUAUAUAUCUUUUGUUACCUAAGUGCUGGAUACUAGCAGUAGUUUGCAGGUUUGUCCUGGAGAGCCGUGCUGCUGACUGUGCGUAAUUUAGGUCAGGAGUCUAGGCGAAUGCUGUGCGGUCUUGUUAAACAUUAUUUGGCCUGGACCCAGAGGAGUGUUGGCUACCUCUGAAGAUGAAGAUAGCAUUUCCUUGUCCCUAAAAGCAAACUCAUUUGAUCAGCUGACUUCGGUUCUACUGUGAAUAGCAUAGAGUAGCGCUGAUGUGUUAAACGUUAAACAUCUGCGUGAAAUUUAAGCAAAGAAGACAUGUUAGUGUUUGACGAUUUACAGCAACGUUAAUGAUUUUGCCAUGGGACAAGAAUAAGAGGCCGAAGAACUCUGUGCUUUUAGCCACGGUGACUGCUCGAAUAGCUGUGUUUACUGUGCGUUCCGCUCACUUUCGCAACACGGCCGUGCAUCACCACCAUGAACACCACAAGUAUGCUUCUAGGAGCUCAGGGCACUGUCCUCAGUGACCAGUCGCAGCACAAAAAUGCAUUUAUAGCAAGACUUGUUUUUGAGGUUUUCAUGGCUGGACGAAGACUUGUGUUUAAGAUAAGCACAUAUAUAUUUUGCACAUGAGGCACAACUCCCGCCUGAGUUUAUCUUAGUUUCAGUCCGCUUCGGCUUGCAUCUUAGUGUCUUUUCCUUUUAUAAUGCCAUUAUACACAGAAAUAUUGUAUCUGGACACAAAUUUAUAAAUGCUUUUGUGUCUUUUUGGAGAGCUUUUUGGAUUUUUAUGGCAUAUUAAUUUUUUAAAUUUACAUUUUCAUUUAUAGCAUUUAGCAGAUGUCUUUAUUCAGAGCGACUUACAUACGUGCUUUGUAGUCUCCAUCAAAAACAUAUCCUCAUGCUAGGGCAAAUAGGUCAGAAUCAAACUGUACUGUAGAUUAAUUUAAAAAGCAAACAAAAACAGUACAAGUUGAGUUUUUUUAUUAUUAUUAUUAUUAGUGCUCAUUUAAGUGCUUGGUGAAGAGGUAGAUAUCGAGCCUUCGUGACACUGCUGUUCAGACAGCCAGAGACGGUCACUCCGUCUGCUCCAUCGCUUCCUUUCUCGCACUGACAUGCACGCACGCACGCGCACACACACACACACACACACACACACACACACACACACACACACACACACAAAAAAAAAACAAAUAAAAUCAAAGUUUAAAUCUUCUAUAUUUUCUCCAUCUGCCUCCCAUCUUCCUUUACUUUAACCUCAACUUCCUUCUUUGUUUGUACCCAUGUGUUUUCACAGAUGUGAAAACACAUGGAUACAGACAGCCAUUUCUGUUUCACUUCUGGGCUCCUGGUUGUCUCAGUGGUGCUUUGAGGGAGUUGGUGAGAGAUCCUGGAGCUUGCACGUUCAGCUGGAGGGAUAUGUGCUGAGGGAGAGGAAGAGGUUUGGUUGGAAAUUCCUCUAGCUGUGAGGAGCUUUAGCAGCAGCAGGCAGCACUCCUGAUAAGAGCCUACCUCAGCCUCCAUCAGUUUAAAGUUCACCUACUGUAUGUUUGCCUGUCUCAAAGGGCUAUGCGUGAAGAUGUUACAUGGCUGCUAACUCCUGCUUUGAUUAAUUGGCACGUAUGCUGAGGAAGAAUCAUUCCUCACUCACAUUAAACCCAUUCACUGGCCACUGACACUCUGCCAGAGCUCUGCUUUCCAUUUAACACUGGCUAGCUUAUGUCCAUUAUAAUUAUAGUAUUAUACAGCAUAAGCUUGAUAAAUGCAAGCUUUAGCAGCAGCAGGCAGCACUCCUGAUAAGAAUCCCACACCUCUGUGGCAUUAGAUAUUUGGGCAAGUCACUAGGCAUCCUUUAGAUGUCUUAUUUUAUUUUCUGUGCUGUUGAGCGUUUCCUUGAUGAGCAGGAUUGUGACUGCUGGUUGGUGUAGUGGUGUGUCUGUGGUUCGUGUAUGGACUAGGCUUUCAAGUCAGUUUUAUAAAUCUAAUUAUCCUAUAAAACAGUAUUUUUCAUUUAAGUAUAUAUAGAUACACGAUAUGGCCAAAGGUUUGUGGAGAACCAUCACACAUAUAUGUAGGCCUUCCUCAAACUGUUGCCACAAGGUUGGUUGUAUAGGAUGUAUGUAUAUGAUGUAGCAUUACAACUUCCCUUCACUGGAUCUCAGAGGCCUAAACCUGUUCUAGCAUGACAGUGUCCCUGUGUACAAGGUGAGGUCCAUGAAGACAUGGCCUGCCAAGCUUAGAGUGGAAGAACUCGAGUGUCCUGCACAGAGCCCUGACCUCAACCCUACUGACCACCUUUGGGAUGAACUGGAAUGUCGACUAGGUCCCAGGCCUACUCACCCAACAUCACUAAAUGAUCUUAUUAAUGCUGUUAUGGCUGAAUGGACAAAUCCCAACAGCCACACUCCAAAAUCUAGUGGAAAGCCUUCUCAGAAGAGUGGAGGUUAUUUUAACAGUAAAGCAGGACUAAAUCUGGAAUGGUAUGUUCAACAAGCACAUAUGAGUGUGAUGAUCAGGUGUCCCCAAAUCUUUCCCCAAAACAAUGUAAUAUGACCUUGCAUGUUUUAACACCUUUACAGAACAGCUUUUAACUGUAACUGCAAGUUACUUGAGUCCAUCCUUAACAAAAAUAAAUCCUAUUGAAUCUAUUGAGUCGAUGGUUUUUAAAGACCAGAAAAACUGCAAAAAAACACAAACAAACAGUAGCCAGAUGAAUGAAUAAUAUAAGGUUGCUGAUGAAGCUUUUAUGUUUAAAAUUGAAGUGUUUAAUUCUGUAUCUUUAACCGUGUAUAUCUCAAGAGUACAGUAGUUGAAUGUGAGCAUUUGCAAAAUGCUUGAUCCGGAACCCCGGGUCUCGUCCUGUAAGCAGAGUGACUGAAUCAGAGCUGCUGUCAGUGCUUACAUAACCGUGUGUUCUUCUAGUCCCUGCUUUCUGCAGCUGUCUGCCUUGCUGCCAGCAGCAAGAGUGCUGCCAAACCCAGAGAGAGAUCACACACAUCCACUCUGUCCAACAUAUCAUACACCAACACCGUCCAGCAGGAGCCAACUGUCACUGCACAGCUCUCGGUACCACCAUCAGACCUGCUGCAUGUCUUAAACUUGGCCUUGGGGGAUGUUUGAUAGAACUCACUCCCCAGUUGAUUUUGGGCCCUAAAACAAACAUUCUGGAUAAGUUCUACAAAUAGACAUCUGUUCUCCAGAAAUACACCCACUCAAAUGCAAACAUUCAUAUCCGCUGUAUCACUUGGUGGCUCUCAUUCAUGCUGUAGCUGUGAAGAGCAGGAGGACUCGGGUGGAGGAUUGCACUGCCUUCUGGCUCUCCUCGUCUGCACACUGUUGUGUUUGAACAGCUGACACAAAGCGGAAUUGCAAGACUGUUUUAUUGACUUCUGCAGUGUGGGCAUAUGAAAACCUUGGAAAAAGAAGGGCUUGAAAACUUGCUAAGUCGAGAAAGUAACUCAAAAAUAGUCUGUACUUUCCUCUUUCCUUCCAAGCUACAAAGGAAUGACACAAUGAUGAAUUUGGUUUGGGAGGUGAGACUUUCAGCAUAAAAAAGACAUCUGCUCUUUGUUUGCCCACUUUGAUUUCUUCAUCUGAUGAAUGAAUUUUGACAUAAACCAGUACAUACUUGUACAUACUUUACAAGUCAUGUGCUAUUUUUCUCGAGAUGUUUCUGUACUGUGGGAAACAAUGCAUAGGGGCCAGGUGGUCAUAAAGGCAUUCCCAGUGUGUCCAUAAGGCUUCCUCCCCACAUUCUAUGGAGGCAGAGCAUACCUGGCCGUCUGAUGGGGAGCGAUCUGGUGGACAACAGCAAGCUCUGUCCGAAUCACCUGGGGGUAGGUUUCCUCAGAUACAGGAACAGGCUACCUCACGACCAAUCCAUGGAUCACAUGGCCGGCAUAAAAAAAGGCAGCCAAAACGCCGUGAUUUGCUCCAGAGGCAGCAGCAACAGCAGUCUCAGAUGGGGGAAGCUUGGCAAUUACAAGAUGUCCCAGGCCCCUCUGGUGGCAGCUACUCUUCAUCAUCUCUUGAAUCCACUACCCCAGUCCCUCAUCUUCAGAGUAUUCCAUCUUGCCCCAGUCAGGAAUUACAAGAAGGCACCACAUCUAGAAGGGAACGUAAGCCCCAAAGGCCAGGGAAGUAUGUGUGCUCAUACUGUGGAAGACCAUGUGCAAAACCCAGCGUCCUCCAAAAACAUAUCCGCUCCCACACAGGAGAAAGACCCUAUCCGUGUGUCCCUUGUAGUUUCUCAUUUAAGACUAAAAGUAACCUGUACAAACAUCGUAAAUCCCAUGCCCAUAGAAUUAAAGCUGGCUUGGCAUCUAGACGUGAAGAAUACAGUUUCAGUAGAGUUGAAAGUGGUACAGUAGGAGAUGAGCAGGGAGAAGCAACAGAAGCAGAUAGCACAGAGUCUGAAGAUGAGACUGGUCAGCAUCAGCCAUCUACUUCUCAAGACAGGCCAGCUCUAAAAAAAAGCUCCAAGUUUGAAAUCUCGUUUUCAGAAGAAGGGCCAAGAACAGAGGACUCCCAGGCAAUCAAACAGAGGUUAGCUAUGCGACUCAGUGAAAGGAAAAGAGCUCCCAUGGAAUCACCAGAUGAGAGCCCUUCAUCUUCAUUGGGUCCUGGUAGUAAGGGCAGUACUGAAUCUGGCUACUUUUCUAGCUAUGGCAGUGCUGAAUUAUCCCAGGUGAGCCCUCCCAAUGCCAAUGUUAAAUCCUAUGCUGAAAUUAUUUUAGGAAAGUAUGGACGAUUAGGCCAACAACAAAGAAUUCCACACCAACAUCUUCAGUCAUCAUCAUCAUCAUCAUCAUUAUCAUUAGGGCAUGAGGAAAAAUCCAUCCCCUUCACUGUGCCUAAGACACAAGUCAUUGAACACAUUACAAAAUUAAUUACUAUAAAUGAAGCUGUAGUUGACACAAGUGAAAUUGACAGUGUCAAACCUAGACGUUCUUCCCUCUCUAGGAGAAGUAGUAUUGAGUCUGCUAAGUUUUCUUCGCCAAAAGAUCCAAAGGAAGAUUUCCCUGGCACUACCGGACAAAUUAUUCUAAGUGGUUAUGCCACUGAUACACAGCAUUCACAAUUAAUUGAAGGCACACUUUCUAGUCAUUGUCCCAGUGGUGUUCUUCUGAGAAGCCAGUCAGUUCCAUCCUCUAGUGGCAAAGAUGAUCCAGCUAGCUCAUCUUCGCACAGAUUUCGUCUCAGUCAAUCUUUUGAUGAACAGCAGGCUGCAUCAGCGGAGCUGAGGGUUGGGCACCAUCAUCGAAUGUUAAGACGCCAGCCUGCCAUUGAAAUGCCAGUUGGAGCUGACCUUACAGCAGAAGCUGUUUCCUCUGUUUCCAUAGAAUCAGGAUGGAAGCAGCAAAAGGGAAUAGGACUUUCUGAGUGUGAGAUAUGUGGAACUCACUUGAAACAGGACAAUUAUGAAGCACACAGAGUUUCUUGUAUGAAUAAGUCUACACAGGAUCAUCAGAGUGAGAAGAAAGUGUCUGCUGAACAAGAAGAUCAUCGACAAAUAAUGCACUAUAAGUUUAAAGCAAUGGCAAUGGCUAUACGAAAGAGGAGGAAAGAAGAAAGUCUGGAGGAGGACCCUCCUAGUCCAGGUCCAGCAGCUGUAUCCUUUAGCAACCCUCUUACCACAUCAGCAAUAGAGAAUAAAGAUGAUUUUCAGGGCUUCUCAGAUACUGUACCACAAGUUGAACCAGAAAAAAUUGGCCCUUACAAAGAAAUAUCAGUAAUUCAGCACACCAGCUCCUUUGAAAAACAGGAAAGCAUGUCCAUAGAAAUUCAGGAGUCAGAACUUGAACAUAAACAAUCACAGGAGCCCAAGCAAACCUCCACAUCCAGGUUAGUUAGACAGCCCAAGAUUCAAGUGCCAGAGAUCUUGGUGACAAAAGAACCAGAUCCUGAGAUGAUUUCACUGCCAGCAAGUACAUAUAUCCCAAGAGAAUUAGAGAAGGAAGAGUUCCAGUGGCCUCAGCGUAGUCAAAGUCUAGCUCAGCUCCCUGCAGAGAAGCUGCCACCAAAAAAGAAACGUCUCCGUUUGGCAGAGGCACCCCAGUCAUCAGGAGAAUCUAGCUUUGAAUCAGUAUCCCUACCACGCAGUCCUAGCCAAGAGAGUAAUGUUUCUCACACCUCUAGUCGAUCUACAUCUUUUGAUGAAACGGGAAAGAUUGACCCUGAAAUGCAGGCUGGUACAUGGAGCUCCCAAGGGUCCCACAUGCUGACUGUACCAGGUGGCCACCAACAUUAUCUCAGGGAAAUGCAUCGUUCUGCCUCUGAGCAGGCUCCUGCAAGUCCACCACAUCCUGCCCAGAUAGUAGAGACAAGAAGCAAGUCAUUUGACUGUGGAUCCCUGUCUCCUAGACCUACUUCAUCUUCUUGGAAAGAGAGGCGAAAAUGUCUCUUGGUGAAACAUGCAACCCUUGAGAAGCCUGAUCAGGAAGAAUCAUCAUCUAGCAUCCAUCAGUCCUAUCCUGGCCAUACUGCCCUCACAGUUGGUGAGCACAGAGCAAGCAGUACUUCCAGAUUUAGCCCAGAGACUUUGGGCAAAACGCUGCAGCUUUUUCAAACUCCCCUCCCUCUUCCAACUACAGUUUACCCUGUGACUAAUCCAGAAACCUUUUCCUCACAACAGAUAACUGGACUUCUACCAGUCACAACAAUAUCUGAGGUCCUUUCUAGUCAUAUGCUUCAGCAGGCUCUCAUACAAACAGUGCCAUCUUCAUUUCAUCCAAGACAGCUACAUUUAGCUGAGCACCUAGGCCUUCCUGUUCAGCCUUUUCCUACUUUGCUCUCAUUGCAGUAUCCAACGAGCAGUCUAAUCAUUCAGGAUCCCUUGGCUUCACCCGUUGGUGAAGCUAGUUCUUCUUUUCCCUUUACACAUAGAAGAAGUUCUCCACAUCAUCAUCUUGUCACUCAGCACCAACCUCGCCCUAUCAUUGCUACUUGCCUUGAGCAGCUCAGACCAGUGGUGUCACUGGUGGUGCCUGUGCGCUUACAGACUAAUAUUCCUACUUACGCUAGUGCCAUGUACACGACCAUUUCACAAAUUUUAGCCACAACACGGACUCAGCAGCCAAUUUGCUGUACAGCCAUGGUCAUCAUGGAGAAGCUUGAGGGCACUAAGCUUCAGAGAUCUUACCUUAGUCUCCCUACUCCUGAUUUUAAGACCUGCAUUCCUUUAUCCCUUCCUUUAGAAUUUCGGGCAGAAACUGCAUCUGAUGAUAGUUGCGGGCCACUUUGUGCUGGAGGAAACAAGCGAAUGCUUUCCCCUGCAGGUAGUCUAGAACUCAGCUUAGAGGCACAACGGCAACAGAAACGAAUCAAGGAAGAAGAAGCAGAAGAAAGUGGAGAAGAAAGUAAACAUUGUGAGAAAUUUCUGGAGGAAAACCAAGGAACAAAUAAGGGUGAUCUAAGGAACGCAAAAGGAGUAGAGGUAGUUGUGGAGAAGGAACAAGAGCAGGAAGGAAAGAAAAAGGAAUUUGUGUUGAAUAAGCCAGAGAUUUCCCAGGUGCAAACUGGACUUAAAAAAGAGGAAAAGCAGGAAGAGGUCCACAGACGCAUAUCAGUGGUUGAGACUCCAGGGAGAUCCACAGAUACCACGGACCCCAUAUACUCCAGUCUACACACAAGUACAUCAGUGAGCUGGUGCUACCUGAAUUAUACUAAGCCUAACCCAUCUGCCCACACAAAUCCACAAACAUCAGUUUAUUCCUCUUGGAGUGUGAGCAUGUAUAACCCCAAUCUACCUGGUCUGUCCACCAAAAUAGUAUUGUCACUACUGCGUUCUAAACAAAUGUACAGCUCUGAGCUAUACACCAUGGCGGCUACAACACCGCCUCUGACAACUGACAAGCUGGUUGACAACCAAACACCCAGGGUAUCAGAGGUACAUGCCGAAACACUGAGCACUCCUGUCAAAGAAAAAGAAGAGCCUCUAACUAAGAGGGUUGAAAAAGACUUGAGAAGUACAGAGGAGACUUCUACCACCUCAAAACACAGUGAGCCACUACGUGUUUGCAUCUUUGAGGGAGGGUAUAAAUCUAAUGAAGAGUAUGUAUAUGUGAGAGGGAGAGGGAGGGGGAAGUAUGUGUGUGGUGAGUGUGGGAUCCGCUGUAAAAAGCCCAGCAUGCUAAAGAAACACAUCCGUACUCACACAGAUAUUCGUCCCUAUGUCUGUAAGCACUGCAACUUUGCCUUCAAAACUAAAGGGAACCUCACUAAACACAUGAAAUCGAAGGCACAUGGUAAGAAAUGCCUGGAGAAGGGUGUGUCUGAAUCAUCUGUAGAUGAACUGGAAACUGAGGAACCAGGAACCAGUGAGGGGCAAGUAUACGAGUUAGAGGAUCAGGAGGAGCACCAGUUCUCUGAUAUUGAAGACUCUGAAGAUGAGGAUGAUGAAGAUAACGAGGAGGAAGAGGAGGAGUUGUCUUCCCAUGAAGACACUCCUUCAUCCUGCUCUACAGACACCCACCAGUCAGACAGUGGUCCAGGCUCACAGACAGGUCCCACAAGCCUUACAGUUUCAGAGAGAGAAGAAAGAGAAAAGCAGCUAUCUCCAGUCCAACCAUGGAGGAGAGGACAAGCUGUGUCUCCAGACAGCAAGAGGGCACUCUUCUCCUCUAAGGCCAGGGAGCAUACUCCCCAAGCCUUCUCUCCUGCUAGUGAAGGCUCACCUCUCCAGAGUGUCUCCCCCAGGCUGGAUCUGUCGUCUACCUGUCGACAUCUUUCUCCUUCCCCUGAAAGAGGCCCAUCUCCUCUCACAGCAUCCCCAUUAAGGUCUUUCUCCCCGCUGCGGCCUCUUUCUCCUGGCCGCUACAGGAGCUCCAGAGCCCGACUAUCUCCAACACCAUUCAGAACUCAGCACAGAGCCCACAGCUCUCCUGGCCACUUCCACUGGGAGCCAAGCACUAAGUCCAGAGAGAGCCAGCAGGAGAGGCCUAGUACACCCAGUACUGCUCAAGCUUCACUGAGGUUGAGCUCUCCACAUGCCAGCCUGGUGCCCUCUGCCCUACACUUUCCUCACAGUGACCCUCCUACCCAUGUACCAAUCCCAUCAAGAACUAUAGACCACAUGUUCAGCCACCUCCCCUUACAUUCACGGCAGCAGGCUCGCAUGCCUUACCAUAUGAUCCCAAUUGGAGGAAUCCAGAUGGUGCAGCUUAGGCCCAGAUCCUGCCCCAAACUGGAGCGAGCUUCCUCUUCCACCCAAUCCCCCAGCUCUCCCAAAGAGGAGUUCACUUUCUCCCUCAGCAAGAGCUCAUGGAGCACAUCAUGGAACUUGCGAUCUGAAACAAGCCAGAGUGUUAGUGGGACACAGAGCCUGGAAUGGGAAAUCAGGCCAUUAGGGCUGCACAGUCCUGUUCCAAGCUACACAACAGCCAAAUCUUCUCCACUAUAUGACUCUGACAUCUCAAGAAGAGGGCCAAGAUACCAUUGAACGAGACAAGAGGAGCUCUGAUGUCUCUGAGAAGGCAUCCUCCUUACUCAGAAAGAGUGAACAGUCAGAGCCAGAGGAGCCUAAAGAAGGCCAGUCCAAAAAUGACCUGACGUCAGAAGAGACUGCAGAAGAGAAAUCUGUCCACUCAGAUCAGAGCCAGGAUAGCACUUAAUAGCCUUUGGGCUUAAUCUCAAAAUCAGUUGAUUUAUUAUUAUUCUUUUUGUUUUGUAAUGCUACAUUUUUAUACAACUUUUCAAUACUGUUGGUAUCUUGGUAAAUGUUUGUUUUUGCAAUAUUGAAGAUUGAAAUAUGAUGCACUUUUCCGUUGGACAAAACAAUGUUUCUGUAAAAUCGAUCACUUCUGUCCCUGAGUAUUUACUGACAUUACAUUCAAUCCUAAUGUAUCUAUUUAAAUAUGUCUAUGUAAAAUACUUCUUAAUAUUAACUAUGAUUAUAAACAUUUAUAAAUGACCAAGUUGAAUACAUAAACCAAGAGUAAUUCCAAUAUCUUUUCCCUUGUUCCAGUAUUACACAAAAUAUAGUUACGUGUGCCUUUCCUGUCAGGAUUUCUUGCUUAAAGUGUAGACAAAGAUGAAAGGUUGUGAAUUCUUUUAUAAAUAUAUGAUUUGUGUUUCAGGUGGUAUUUGUACAAUAGAGUUUUUCUAAACGCAAGUCAGGGUAAAAGAAAGCAGUUUGUACUGAAGUCUGAGAUAGAGUGCAAAGGAUUUGCAGUGAAAUUGCACUGAAGUCAUAUUUUUUAUAUAGAUAACAAGGUAUGCUAUGAUAUUGUGUACAGAUAAGAGGUCUAUGAUCCAUAUUUAUUGCCAUUUGAAAAUAUGGAAACGUUAUGUUUAGUUCUGAAAAGUUUUUUUUAUUAUUUUUUUUAUUCUUUACAAAUUUCGUUUAGUAUAUUUCUGUUACGUACUCAAGACUUGAAUUAAAGAAACUGGACAGGGUGUUGAAGUUGGUCAGCAGCUAUGGGAUUGGAUGUAUCAAGAGCCUUCCAAAUUUGUCACAGGUAUGUAUUAUUUCUGAACUAAUAAUAAAGGUGCACCAGGAAUUACUGAA